AUGGAAUACACCAGUGAACAGCUCCAGGAAGCCAAAGCUUUGUUUCCUCCCAAGUCCAAGUCUGAUGCUCCCUCUGCUGAGCUCAUCAGGCAAGCCCAAGGACCUCGCUACAAAUUACGCCCCCGCGACGCGAAGAAAAGCGUGGAGAGACACCCUGCCUGGAUUGACAACGACAAAUCGGAUACGAACUACACCCCACCAAAAGACACUCCUAGAUCUUCACCCAAGCCCAAUCACUGA
Penicillium longicatenatum is the source of this 240-nucleotide messenger RNA. Its product is annotated as putative C6 finger domain protein. The transcript has a single exon. Lineage: Eukaryota; Fungi; Ascomycota; Eurotiomycetes; Eurotiales; Aspergillaceae. The record is from RefSeq and is a predicted model, not a curated record. The coding region runs from base 1 to 240 and encodes 79 amino acids.